This is a messenger RNA of Cottoperca gobio, 1113 nucleotides long. RefSeq lists its product as uncharacterized. The record is from RefSeq and is a predicted model, not a curated record. The transcript is spliced from 6 exons. Lineage: Eukaryota; Metazoa; Chordata; Actinopteri; Perciformes; Bovichtidae. Gene Ontology annotation, biological process: regulation of apoptotic process. The coding region runs from base 311 to 955 and encodes 214 amino acids.
GGAUCAUUAUACUAAGCUACUGUAGCGCGCGUACAUUUACACUCUAACCACUUUAUUGAGCUGCGCCUCCGAGCAGACCUUCGACAUCAUACACUGCCGUACACUCACUGUUUCUGCAUAUACUGUGUAAGAAUAAGGAAGUGCCCGUGUGCGUAAUCCUGGCAGAGUACAGAACACACAGGAAGCAGCGAGCUUUCGUUUUCAAAGCUGCAAACUUUUUUUUUCUUACUAUACUUCUUCUUUUUAGAAACUUUUUUAAUCCUGCAGGUUUUGUUCGACUACAGUACGAUAGUUCACGCAAUUAAAGAUCAUGGACCAGCUGAAGUCCGAGCAGGACAAACUCUGUACGUGGCCUUCAGCGUCACCCACACCAACUGUGUUCACUGACGGGAGCAGUGUUGUUACUGCCAGACAGAUAACAAAUGUAAAAGGGAAAUCCCUUAACAUGAAGAUUGAAACAAUGAGGGAUCCAGGAAGUCGUACGACUGGAGAUGCUGUGGGACCGGUUCCCCAUGCAGAUUACAUUGCAUGUGAUGCCAGCGUCAGCUGUGCUGAUAAUAUAUCUGGUGUCACUAUUGACGGUGAUAUAGAUAUGUCAGUGUCUGUGAAAACAUCACAAGUACAUGCAGGAACAGUGGAUGAAACACUGCCAUCCUCUCAGGGCCCCGCUGUGAAAAUGAUCAUUGAGCACAAGGUGGAACUCAUUGACUGCCUGAUGGCGGAUGACGUCUUCAUUCUGCAGCAUGUGCACGCCAAACGUAUCAUCACAGACAGAAAUUAUCAGCGUUUGAAACAUAUCUCACAGCCAGAAAAAACUGUUAUUAACCUGAUCGAUCUAGUGAUUGCUAAAGGUCAAGGACCCUGCACUCUUUUUCUUGAAGUUCUCAAAGAGCCUGAUAUUCUCAUGACAUAUCCACAGCUCAGAAAAUUACCAAUAAUUAUUGCUCAGCAAUAGUGGAAGCAAUGUCUAAGCUGCUAUUGGUUUGUAAUUGAAACAGACUUUGUCUGCUAACUUGGAUGUGAAGAUAUAUUGACCAAAACACAUGAGUGAUAUUAUUUCUUGAACUUUAUUGUGUAACUGCCAAUUUUUCUGAUAAAAAUAUUUUAAACAAU